AAAAGCAAUUGCUGUCAGGGGAGUGAGGCUUCUCCAAACAGUUGCAAAUCUUUUUGUAAAAUUAAAUAUUUCAUACAUUGCAUUUUUAGAAAGACCUAAAGGAUGGAUCUAAGAUCUCCCGAAGUGGAAUUUCCCAGGGACGGCUAUCCUGAGCUCCACCUCACUGACAGUCACGCAGCGUCCUGGGAAAGCGGGGAGACGCUCAGCUCAGCUCUGCAGACGCGCGGCGCGUCCCAGGAGCCUCCGUCCCCCGCCCGCAGAGGCCGCAGCUGGGAAGGCUCCCUGGGAAAUCCCGCACGUCUGCGCGCGCAACCCCGGCUGCGGGUCCGCGCGGCGCGCUGCUGCCGUGGUAACCGCAGCGCGCGCACGCGCACGUGCACAGACGGCUAGGAGGGCCGGGCUGAGAGCAGAGGCUCGCCGCGGGAGGAGGAGUUUAUCCUCCCACUGGCCGUCGCUCCCCGCUUGGUGGGCGUGCGCGCGCCGCCCGUCUCCUCCGGCUGGAGCGUCCCCAGCGGCACGCGCCCGGCUCGCGCGCUCAUUCCCUCCCAGCCGCACACGCACUCACGCCGCGCUCCUCCCGCAUUUGUGCGCCGGUGCAGCAGGCAGGGGAGCAUCCGGGCAUUUCCGCAGUCGAGCGUCGAUCCCGGCGGCGGCGGCGGGGUCGACGAGCGACGAGCUCCCAUGGCUGGGACGAGGCGGGGGGCAGGCGAGCGGGGGGCGAGGCGCUGAGCCGGCGGCUGUCGCGGGGGCGGGUCCCGGGGGAGGCGGAGGGGAAGCGGCGCUCCCCGGCGGCGGAGGGCUGGGCGCGGGGCUCGCUGCUCUCGCGCACGGCGCCGGCCCGCCCGGGCUCGGGAGAUGCAUCUGCAUCAGGUCCUCACCGGGGCUGUCAACCCCGGGGACAACUGCUACUCCGUGGGCAGCGUCGGGGACGUCCCCUUCACGGCUUAUGGAUCCGGCUGUGAUAUUGUCAUUUUGGCAAGUGACUUUGAAUGUGUGCAGAUCAUCCCUGGUGCUAAGCAUGGAAACAUCCAAGUCAGCUGUGUGGAGUGUUCUAACCAACAUGGACGAAUCGCAGCUUCAUACGGUAAUGCUGUUUGCAUCUUUGAACCAUUGGGUAUAAAUUCUCAUAAGAGGAAUUGUCAACUCAAGUGUCAAUGGCUUAAAACUGGGCAGUUCUUUUUGAGUUCUGUGACAUACAAUUUGGCAUGGGAUCCUCAAGAUAACAGAUUGUUGACAGCAACUGAUUGUAUUCAGUUGUGGGCUCCUCCAGGAGGUGACAUUCUUGAAGAGGAGGAAGAAAUUGAUAAUAAAAUUCCUCCUGUUUUAAAUGAUUGGAAGUGCAUCUGGCAGUGCAAUCUGAUGAUGAAGAGGACAGAUAAGAUUCCUAUUCUCAUGGAACUUCAAUUUGAGCAAGGAAAGACAGUGAAAACACCAUAUAUGAAGAAGAGCUUUGAGGAAAGAUAA
Molecule: messenger RNA, 1464 nt
Organism: Erinaceus europaeus (western European hedgehog)
Lineage: Eukaryota; Metazoa; Chordata; Mammalia; Eulipotyphla; Erinaceidae
Product: dmX-like protein 2
Exons: 6
Coding region: 856-1464 (202 amino acids)
Biological process (GO): vacuolar acidification
Cellular component (GO): RAVE complex
Molecular function (GO): protein binding
Source: RefSeq, a predicted model, not a curated record